CAGAUGGAGCUCCAGAAGGGCCUCUCCAGCCAACGGACACUCAUAUCUGCCGUCCUCAGCCUGCUGUCACUCAGCCUCUCCACGACAUCCCUGCUCAGCAACUACUGGUUUGUGGGAACACAGAAGGUGCCCAAGCCCGUGUGCGGCAAAAGCCUGGCAACCAAGUGUUUUGACAUGCCGAUGUCCUUGGAUGGGGGCGUCCCCAAUGCAUCAACCCCGGAGGUGGUGCAAUACAGCUGGGAGACUGGGGAUGACCGUUUCUCCUUCCUUACCUUCCGGAGUGGCAUGUGGCUAUCCUGUGAGGAAACCGUGGAGGAACCAGGGGAGAGGUGCCGAAGCUUCAUUGAACUCACACCACCAACCGAGAGAGGUGAGAAAGGACUACUGGAAUUUGCCACGUUGCAAGGCCCAUGUGUCCCCACUCUCCGAUUUGGAGGGAAGCGGUUGAUGGAGAAGCCUUUCCUCCCCCACCUUCCCUUGGGGCUUGUGGCAAAGAUCCUAUGGUUGUCACUGGGAGCCCAGAUCACCUACAUCGGACUUCAAUUCAUCAGCUUCCUCCUGCUUCUAAUGGACUUGCUGUUCACUGGGAACCCGGGCUGCGGGCUCAAGCUGAGCGCCUUUGCUGCUAUUUCUUCUGUCUUGUCAGGCCUUCUGGGGAUGGUGGCCCAUAUGAUGUAUUCACAAGUCUUCCAGGCAACUGUCAUCGUGGGUCCAGAAGACUGGAGACCACAUGCUUGGAAUUACGGCUGGGCCUUCUACACAGCCUGGGUUUCCUUUACCUGCUGCAUGGCAUCAGCCGUCACCUCCUUCAACACAUACACCAAGAUGGUACUGGAGUUCAAAUGCAAGCACAGUAAGAGCUUCAAAGAAAACCUGAGUUGCCUACCACACCACCACCAGUGUUUCCUUCAGCAGCUGUCAAGUGCAGCCCACCCAGGGGGUCCUUUGGCCGGCUACCACCAGUACCACAAUCCACCCAUCCACUCUGUCUCAGAAGGAGUUGACUUCUACUCAGAGCUACGAAACAAGGCAUUUCAACAAGGGACCAGCCAGGAGCAAAAAGAAGUAGUUGGGUCAUCUGUAGAGGAAGAGCCGUGUUAG
Molecule: messenger RNA, 1101 nt
Organism: Cynocephalus volans (Philippine flying lemur)
Lineage: Eukaryota; Metazoa; Chordata; Mammalia; Dermoptera; Cynocephalidae
Gene: GSG1
Product: germ cell associated 1
Exons: 5
Coding region: 4-1101 (365 amino acids)
Cellular component (GO): plasma membrane
Source: RefSeq, a predicted model, not a curated record